Messenger RNA from Guillardia theta CCMP2712, 2745 nucleotides. RefSeq lists its product as hypothetical. Lineage: Eukaryota; Cryptophyceae; Pyrenomonadales; Geminigeraceae. The transcript is spliced from 7 exons. The record is from RefSeq and is a predicted model, not a curated record. Bases 1 to 2745 code for a protein of 914 amino acids.
AUGGUCGUACUGCAGUGCUGGUUGAAGGCAAUGUACGGCAAGGUAGCCUCCAUGGCGAAGAUCCCGGAAAGUCGGUCGGCAACGACGAGUAUAACGCUUGUCAGAAAUAAGCGAUGUACGCUCUUAAGCCUGCUCAGUCUCAACUCCAUGGAGGUGCACACUGGAUUCCUGAUCCAGACCAAGCCAACAGUUCACCAAGAAGCUAAGCUGAUCGAGGAGUAUAGGUUGUGUUAUAAUUUCAGUCCUAAAGGAAUCCUUGGACCAAUGAUAGAAAUUCUGACAAGAAAAGACGCUGAACUUGCAGGCUGGUUUUUUGUGGGAGCUGGAAGGCUACCAGAGUUCGCGGACAAAAUCUCUGACGUGAUGUUCAAGAAUCUGAAAUGGACAAUGUAUGAGUUCUAUUCGGCAAAGUAUUCCAAUCUGAAGAAGUCAAAUUUGGAGACUGAACUGCGACAGUGUGAAUCUUGGAAAGGGCUAGUCAUCUUACGUAGUCAAAACAAGAAGAAUUUUGGAGAGUCGGAACAUGCUCAUUACCUCGAUAUAGAGAUCUAUGAAUACGACUCUCCUUUCCAAGUCAAAAAUUUCAUCAAAGGGCUGGUGAGAUUCCAGAAAGGCGAUAACCCUGAUGUCCCGAUCACCCCUUCCACCGUGAAAUCGCCGAUAAAGAACAGCCAAAUUGUGGUAGACCUGAUCUCCGAUGACGAAGAGAUAGAAAAAGAAGGUCAACCACUAGCAACUGAGAAAGUGGCCUCAGAAAAAGAAGAAGUGAAAGAAGAUUUGGUAGGAGAGGAUGAAUCUCUCGUUGAAUUGAUUGAUCGCCGCAAAGGGAUCACUGUUUCUGCAUCAAAUACUGGUGUGAGGCCGAUACUAAGCUCUGAAGCUCCUAAUCAUGCUUCUACAAAUCUCGAAGAUGAUGCGCCCAAAGCAACAAACAGACAGCAAUCCGGUGCAUCUCUUACAGGCAAACGUUCCAGAGAAGAAGGCAGCCAAGAAUCAGAUGAUUGUUUCAUUUCAAACGAUUCCGCUUCCGUUGUUGGCGACGUACACACGGGUGAAACUGAGAAAGGUCUCGGUGGUCGAAAACGAAACAAACACGAAGACUCUGAGAUAGAGGCGGGGAAUGUGAAUCCCACAGCAAGCAUUGAUGAGCAACAAAAUCUAGCGUUAAACCUAGGAGAAAAGGAGGCAGUCGAGGGUGACUCGCAUCCUGGCGCCUGCAAGAUUGGAUCUGAGGGCCAAAGCAAUCAAGAAGAUGAGGAUGAUGUCAGCCUUGAGAAAAUUGUGGAAAAAGCAAGGAGCCUAGACCUGAUUGCAGAGGAUGAGGAGAGGAAUGUGAAUACUUUGGUAGAGGAAGUUUCGGAGCAGGCAAGCUGCAAGGCCGGAGAAGAGCCAGGAGAUGCAGGCAAUGCGCAAGGUGAUCUGGAUGCGAUGAGGGUCGACAUGAAGGAAGGAGAGAAGGAGGCGGGAGACGGGAACAGACAGGACAACACCUUGAUCACUUCACAUGAAUUGAAGUCUGACAAGGUAGGAGAUGAUCAGGUGAUGGAAUGUGAGAAGGAUGGAGUUUCUCAAGUCGAAUCUAAACACGCCGUCAGCAACUCUCAAGUGGACAGUCCAAAACCAGCGAGUCAAGAUUGUGUCGCACUUUCGCAGUCGUUGGCCACUUUUACCCGACAUUGUCAAAUUUACAAGCGGAUCUGGAAUGCCUUCUCUGGUCUUGCCAUUGGUAAGGACAUGCCAGCCAUCUUGAACGCCAGACCGAACGAUUUAAUGAAAGCCUCAAAAAGCAAGAUAUUAGAAGUUGCUCACAGAACAGGGCUCUUCCAACAAGAUAAAGCAGCUAUCCUCAUUUCAAGCUCUUCAAUGUUUUCUAUUAUGCGUGUUGCUUUCAACGCUGAUCAAUGUCAAGCGCAAGGCUUGCUAGUUGGAAAGGAGAAUGCUAAUGGGAGAACAGAGGUUACUGGGGUAGUUCGUCUCGAUCAAACUGAUUGUACGACCUUGGAUAGUGACGCCAUGCGUGGGGCGCUUGCUGGUGGAAUGCAUGGAAGAGUUGUCGGUAUCUUUCGAUCCGGAGAGGACAACGAUAAGAAGUUUCCUGGAGCACCUGAUCUUGAACUCCAAAACAAUGUGGAGAGUGCACAUGCACUGCUUGGGUUGAUCUGCACUGUUUCAAGGUCGAGGAAGGCUAAGAGCAUGUGCGGAAUAUCAAAAAUCACAUUCGUGGGGUAUCAAACAUGCGGAGAAAGGAAGACUUGGAGUAUCGUAGAGGAGCCUUUCUGCCCCGUCUCUUCUCGCAGUGUACAUUCUCAUUCUCACGAAGACAUCAAUGUGCACACUGACGCAUUCGACUUGGCGAGCAUUCAACAAGCUACACGAAAUCUCAGGAUCCAACAAGCAUAUCUGAAAGCGAAAUUGAAUAUUCUAAGGCUCAAGUGCUCUCCAAUCCUUUCACAGCCAAGGAAUACUGUGCCCUUUGCAAUGACCUUCAAUCUUAUCAAGUUGACAGGCCCUAGAAAUUCUUGUACGACUGUGCUGAAAGAGUGUGACGAGAAGACAAAGAUCAACAACCAAGACCCAAACCAAUGCCUGAGUGAAAGCUGCAACGACAACACUCUUGAGCUGAUCUCAGUAGUGCCUGAUGACAGUGCGGGGAAGGAAAAGCUCGAUGCAGGUGAGGAUAGCCUCAAGAACGAGGCGGUGGACUGUAUCAGCGACGCUUCGAAUCCGGACAUAACUGCAACCUGA